AUGUACCCCGAAAUCCCCCCGGACUGGGCCGACACCUUGGGCGACCUCACGCACAAUAUCCUCAUCAAGUACAAUUUUUUCAACCAAGGCAUCUGGGUGAAAACCACAUCCGCGGGUAGCAAAAACGGCAGCGUCGACAUGCUCACCUUCACCGGGCAGCCGCGAAAGGUCACCCACAACAAACAUACCGGAGGAAAGUGCUGCUACCUCGGCGCGCGACAGUUCCCCACGGGAUGGGUCGACAGGUUCAAGUGCGCUCUUCCUCUAGGCGACUUCCACGACGUCGACUACGUCGUCCCCGUCUUCGAAAUUACGAGAAACCCCCGGGACUCGCACCCGACCCCGUACGUCAGCGUCCCGCUCAUCGGGCCCUGGGAGAACUGGACCCAGGCCCGUCGUCUCGCGCUCCGGAUCGACCACAUGAAGGACGGCAAGAUCGUCGGGCAGUACCAGCACGCCCACGAUCACACUUUUCCGUUCCCGGUGCGCGGGUCUCCGCACAACUCGUUCUUGAGCGGCGCGUGGUCUCGCGCCAUGGCCUGGAUCGCGACCCUGACCAACUUCGAGUGGGCGGACCGAAGUUGGUUCCGUCACUGGGCUCUCCAGCCCUACGUCGUGACCAUCGAAGAGAUCGGGCUGUCCUACCUGGACCAGUCAAUGGUGAUCAACCAACCUAUCCGGGGGAAAACACAGGAACCUCCCAAGCGCAUCAAUGUGGAAGUCAACAUGGAAGAAUUGGACAAAUUGUACAGAAGGGGACAAUGGGAAAUGCCCGUCGACUGCUGGUCUCCCAGCCUCCCCAGUGGCAGGACCACAUGCGACGCUUGCCAUAUUUCAAUGGCCAAUCCGUCAGCUAUGCACUGUCCUGUUGUCUGCAUAGAUUGCGCCCCGACCAAGAUCAAUAUCCCAAACACCAACAAGACUCGCUGGGUCUGCGACUUCUGCAGGUCCCUAGGACGGGUGUGCACAUUCACCCCCGAAGAUUAUCUCGACCUCCACUUCGACACCUUCAAGUCUCUCGGAUACGCGAGGGUCCUCGGGAACCAUCCUGAGAUAUCUUCUGGAGAGGAGUACACUGCCCGCAUACUCUUGGAAGAUGCGGCGAUGCCUGAUUUCGUGAAGGAGAGAAACCUAGUUCCCUUGCGGGAUGUAGAGAAGGACUCUGUUGGGGGCGUGGACAGUACCGAAGGCGAUGGUUUCCAGGCGAGAUACGGUAGCAAGGACCACGGCUUUAGCCAAGGGCGUACAUAG
Molecule: messenger RNA, 1251 nt
Organism: Colletotrichum karsti
Lineage: Eukaryota; Fungi; Ascomycota; Sordariomycetes; Glomerellales; Glomerellaceae
Exons: 2
Coding region: 1-1251 (416 amino acids)
Source: RefSeq, a predicted model, not a curated record